This is a messenger RNA of Nomascus leucogenys (northern white-cheeked gibbon), 2535 nucleotides long. RefSeq names its product NIMA related kinase 8 (gene NEK8). The record is from RefSeq and is a predicted model, not a curated record. Gene Ontology annotation, molecular function: ATP binding; protein kinase activity. Gene Ontology annotation, biological process: protein phosphorylation. NCBI's taxonomy places the organism in Eukaryota, Metazoa, Chordata, Mammalia, Primates, Hylobatidae.
GGAAGUGAAACUCUAAGAAAUAAGAUGGAGAAGUACGAGCGGAUCCGAGUGGUGGGGAGAGGUGCCUUCGGGAUUGUGCACCUGUGCCUGCGAAAGGCUGACCAGAAGCUGGUGAUCAUCAAGCAGAUUCCAGUGGAACAGAUGACCAAGGAAGAGCGGCAGGCAGCCCAGAAUGAGUGCCAGGUCCUCAAGCUGCUCAAUCACCCCAAUGUCAUUGAGUACUACGAGAACUUCCUGGAAGACAAAGCCCUCAUGAUUGCCAUGGAAUAUGCACCAGGCGGCACUCUGGCUGAGUUCAUCCAAAAGCGCUGUAAUUCCCUGCUGGAGGAGGAGACCAUCCUGCACUUCUUUGUGCAGAUCCUGCUUGCACUGCAUCAUGUGCACACCCACCUCAUCCUGCACCGAGACCUCAAGACCCAGAACAUCCUGCUUGACAAACACCGCAUGGUCGUCAAGAUCGGUGAUUUCGGCAUCUCCAAGAUCCUUAGCAGCAAGAGCAAGGCCUACACGGUGGUGGGUACCCCAUGCUAUAUCUCCCCUGAGCUGUGUGAGGGCAAGCCCUACAACCAGAAGAGUGACAUCUGGGCCCUGGGCUGUGUUCUCUACGAGCUGGCCAGCCUCAAGAGGGCUUUCGAGGCUGCGAACCUGCCAGCACUGGUGCUGAAGAUCAUGAGUGGCACCUUUGCACCUAUCUCUGACCGGUACAGCCCUGAGCUGCGCCAGCUGGUCCUGAGUCUACUCAGCCUGGAGCCUGCCCAGCGGCCACCACUCAGCCACAUCAUGGCACAGCCCCUCUGCAUCCGUGCCCUCCUCAACCUCCACACUGACGUGGGCAGUGUCCGCAUGCGGAGGGCAGAGAAGUCCAUGGCCCCCAGCAGCACAGGGAGCAGGACCACCAGUGUCCGCUGCAGAGGUAUCCCCCGGGGACCUGUGAGGCCAGCCAUCCCACCACCACUGUCAUCAGUGUAUGCCUGGGGUGGUGGGCUGGGCACCCCCCUGCGGCUGCCAAUGCUCAACACAGAGGUGGUCCAGGUGGCAGCUGGGCGCACGCAGAAAGCCGGGGUCACGCGCUCUGGGCGUCUCAUCCUGUGGGAGGCCCCACCCCUAGGUGCAGGCGGAGGCAGUCUCCUCCCUGGGGCAGUGGAGCAGCCACAGCCCCAGUUCAUCUCGCGUUUCCUGGAGGGCCAGUCGGGCGUGACCAUCAAGCAUGUGGCCUGUGGGGACUUCUUCACUGCCUGCCUGACUGACCGAGGCAUCAUCAUGACGUUCGGCAGUGGCAGCAAUGGGUGCCUAGGCCACAGCAGCCUCACUGACAUCAGCCAGCCCACCAUUGUGGAGGCUUUGCUGGGCUAUGAGAUGGUGCAGGUGGCCUGUGGGGCCUCUCAUGUGCUGGCCCUGUCUACUGAGCGAGAAUUAUUUGCCUGGGGCCGUGGAGACAGUGGCAGACUGGGACUAGGCACCAGGGAGUCCCACAGCUGCCCCCAGCAGGUGCCCAUGCCCCCAGGACAGGAAGCUCAGCGAGUUGUAUGUGGCAUCGACUCCUCCAUGAUCCUCACUGUGUCUGGCCAAGCCCUAGCCUGUGGGAGCAACAGGUUCAACAAGCUGGGCCUGGACCACCUCUCCCUGGGGGAGGAGCCUGUCCCCCACCAGCAAGUAGAGGAGGCCCUGAGCUUCACACUGCUAGGCUCUGCACCCCUGGACCAGGAGCCUCUGCUGAGUAUAGACCUGGGCACUGCUCACUCAGCUGCUGUGACUGCCUCGGGUGAUUGCUACACUUUUGGCAGUAAUCAGCACGGGCAGUUAGGCACCAAUGCUCGCCGAGGCAGUCGGGCACCCUGUAAGGUCCAAGGCCUUGAGGGCAUCAAGAUGACAAUGGUAGCCUGUGGGGAUGCCUUCACUGUAGCUAUUGGGGCAGAGGGCGAAGUGUACUCUUGGGGCAAAGGGGCGCGAGGUCGAUUGGGAAGGAGGGAUGAGGAUGCCGGACUCCCUCGGCCAGUGCAGUUGGAUGAGACACACCCUUACACGGUGACUUCCGUGUCCUGUUGCCAUGGAAACACCCUCCUGGCUGUUCGACCAGUCACAGAUGAGCCGGUCCCCCCCUGAGGAACCUGGAUACACCUCUGGACCACCCUGAUAUUGCUUCUCCUCUGAGUGUUCUGAAAAGUGCAGGUGCCCAAGGCAUGACUUGCAGCCGUCUUCUGGAUUGUGUCAUCAUGGGGUAUCAGGGCUGGCAAAACCCCUGCUCUGCUUUUGGCCUUGGAUAUGGAAACCUCAACCACUUUGUUCUCCCACCACCUCUUUGCCCUUCCUACCCCUUCCUCCCUUCUGUCAGUGUCCCCAGGGUCCAGCCUGGCUAGAGUUAGAAGGCAGACCUAGCCUUUGGAAGUAGGGUGGCCUCCAGAGCCAUAAAAAGGCUGAAGGCAGCUGGGCGCGGUGGCUCACGCCUGUAAUCCCAGCACUUUGGGAGGCUGAGGUGGGCAGAUCACGAGGUCAGGAGAUUGAGACCAUCCUGGCUAACAUGGUGAAACCCCAUCU